This is a messenger RNA of Teleopsis dalmanni, 1772 nucleotides long. RefSeq names its product periodic tryptophan protein 1 homolog. Gene Ontology annotation, biological process: rRNA processing. Gene Ontology annotation, molecular function: protein binding. Bases 284 to 1666 code for a protein of 460 amino acids. The transcript has a single exon. Gene Ontology annotation, cellular component: nucleus. The record is from RefSeq and is a predicted model, not a curated record. NCBI's taxonomy places the organism in Eukaryota, Metazoa, Arthropoda, Insecta, Diptera, Diopsidae.
CAGCAGUUGUGCAUGCGUUACUUUAACAAGUAUUGUAAAAAUCUAUAGCCUGUUUGUAUUUGCGUUAUAAACCACAAGAUACACAAGAUAACCGAUUACUCUUUUCAACAAACACAGUAUAAAAUGACAUCACUAGGCUUGUGACAUUCAACAACAUUGUUUCGCUAAUUAUUUGACAGCUGAGGCACAUGUGAAGAUUUGUUUUGUAGGAAUUGAAAUUAACAAUUGUUGAUUGACUUGUUUGUAAUUUUAUAAGAUAUUUAACAUUUAUUAAAUAAAUAAAAUGGAUGGAGAUGCGCCGCAAGAACCAACGAUUGAUUUUGUGCCUGCGUUGUGUUUUGUACCGCGCGGUGUAACAAAAGAACGACCAGAAAAAGUUGCUUUAUCACGCAAUGAACUCGAAAAGAUAAUAAAGGACGCUAAGGAGCAGUUAGGUGGCGGAGAUGGUGACGGCGACAACGAUGACAAUGACACAGAUAACGAGAAUAAUGCCAAUAACAUGGAUGUAGAUGACGUAAGAAACACAAAUGAAAACAAUGAUCCCAACGACGAAUUCAAUUUCGAUAACUACGAGCAGGAAGAGCAAGGUAAUUUGGCUAGUAUUGCAACCAUUGUAAAUGCAGAUCAACAAAUAGCUGAUGAAGAUAACGAUUCUGAAGCUGAAGAUGAGAUUAUAAAGUCAACAGAUAAUUUAAUAUUAGUUGGGCAUGUACAAGAUGACGCUGCCUCGAUGGAAGUGUGGGUAUUUAAUCAAGAUGAGGAAUCUUUGUAUACACAUCACGACUUUUUAUUACCAAGUUUUCCACUGUGUAUCGAAUGGAUGAAUCAUGAUCCAGGCAGUAGUAGUGCAGGUAAUUUGUGUGCAAUUGGUUGUAUGGACCCUGUUAUCACAGUAUGGGAUUUGGAUAUACAGGAUUCGUUGGAACCUGCAUUUAAAUUGGGCUCUAAAGGCAGUCGUAAAAAAAACAAACCUCGCAUUGGUCACAUGGAUGCUGUACUAGAUUUGUCAUGGAAUCGCGAAUAUGAACACAUAAUUGCCAGUGGUUCAGUUGAUAAAACUUUAAUACUUUGGGAUUUGGAUGAAGGCGAGCCACACACAACUAUUACAGCAUUCAAAAAUAAAGUCCAGUCCGUAGAAUUUCAUGGUACAGAAGCACAAACUCUUUUAACUGGUUGUGCUGAUGGAUUGGUGCGUAUUUUUGACUGUCGUGAUCCAGAAAUUAUCAACACAUCGUUCAUUAAAUGGAAAAUCAAUGGUGAAGUUGAAAAAGUACUUUGGCAUCCAACAGAAACACAUAAUUUUAUAAUCGGUACAAACGACGGCAGUUUGCAUUACGCGGACAAGCGCAGACCUGAUUCAUUUCUGUGGUCAUUAAAAGCGCACGAGGAGGAAAUAUCUGGCGUUUGCUUCAAUGCGCAAAAACCAAAUUUAUUGACCACCAGUUCCACAGAUGGAGUGCUUAAAGUCUGGAACUUUUCCACGAGUAAAAUAGAUGAAGUUCAUUCACAUGAUUUUGAAAUGGGGCGGCUACAGUGCAUGAAGCAGUGCCCAGAAGAUCCCUAUACGCUGGCGUUAGGCGGUGAAAAACCACCACGUUGCCGCAUCUACAAUAUUAAGAACUUUGAAACGGUGCGCAGAGUAUUCGACAUUCCAGAUGCGAUAUAACUGACACAACAUUUGACAGAUGCAUUGCAGCACGUUGGCGUUGGCUUAUAGUGUAUUAUUCCUUAUAUUGCGAAAAUAUAGUUUAAUAAACGUAAAUGUCUGUAAU